Messenger RNA from Apis laboriosa (Himalayan honeybee), 1229 nucleotides. RefSeq lists its product as uncharacterized. NCBI's taxonomy places the organism in Eukaryota, Metazoa, Arthropoda, Insecta, Hymenoptera, Apidae. Bases 651 to 1145 code for a protein of 164 amino acids. The record is from RefSeq and is a predicted model, not a curated record. The transcript is spliced from 5 exons.
GAAAUCACGAUAUUGUACAUACGUAUACGAACAAAAAGUGAAAGUAUAAACCAAACUUUAAUUUCAAAUAAUUUUAAAUAUUUUUUAAACAUUGUCUUAAACAUGCGUCUUAAACAAGUUUGGUUAUAAUAGUGGUGGUUGUAGUAACAGUAGUAUGGAACAGUACGAUGGUGAUGGUGGUAGUGGUGCCUAAUACUCUUUUCAGCCCUCGGCCGACAGUUCAACGCAGCCUGUAGUGUUCGACGGUCGUACGUCUAUCCAGUCGGACAAAAUUUUAUAACUACUUUACGUUUUUCAUUCUCUCUUAUUCACAUUUUAUCAACAAUGCAACAAUUUAUAAACUUUUAAACUCUUAAAUCGAGAAAAACAGAUAUUUUCUUUCAUCUUUCUCUUUAUUCUUCCUUUUCAUUUUUAUCUCUAGGAAUAUAAAUAUAAUGCAGGUGAUUCGUUGAAUGUGAUUGAAAUUAUUUUGUGCCAGUGAAUUUGAACAUGAUACUUCGAAAGAUUCGAUCGAGAAAAACGGAUUUUCAAUAAUGGAUUGUUCGAGUAUUCAAUGGGGUGAAAUAAUGCAGAAUCAAGCGAGAGCGGUAUCCAUGUAAAAGCAUCGAGGUCCCGACGAUUAUCGAAGAUGUCGAAGAAGAGGGCUUAGCAUGAACCACGCCGCUACAUUUAGAGUGUUGAUACUGAUCCUGAUCCUCGGUGAUCUCGAAUCGGUCACAGUGGUGAACCAUCAUCCGGACGAGGAAUAUUUCCUUGAGCAUGAAGUCCUCUACGAGGAGGCAAUUAACGAGGCGAAAAAGUUGCAGCUCUAUCCCGGACCAAUCCCAGGAUGCAAGCCUUGCACGAAUACAGAGAUGACUUACUGCAAAGAUGAAAGUGUGAUAAAUGAUCAUUGUUGUUGCGAUGGCAGUGUUAACGAGGUAUUUCCCUUCGUGACGCACACUUGUCGUGUCGGGCCCGAGGAAUGCAAAGUGCAAGCUGGAGAUUGUGCUGAAUACGCGAGGUUACGGGAAUGUUGUUGUCAUUCUUACUUAGCUUCUAUUUGGAAAUAUUUAGCAAAUGCAGCAGGAUCAUCAACGAAUAUAAAUCUUAUAAAGUUCCUGGCGAUAUUAACGGUGCUCAGGUUGCUCUUUCAGCCGGCCUAAUUAAUAAUACACGUUUAAUACCAAAUAUUUUAUAUAUACAUAAAAGUUUUAUUUUAAUAAAUUAUUUUUUCAUCGUACAAGAAA